AGUUUGAGUGUUACUAGCUCUCACCAUGCAACGGCCAAGUGCUUCCCGAGCUGAAAAUUAUCAGCUUUUGUGGGAUACUAUUGCUUCCUUAAAACAAUGUGAACAAGCUAUGCAACAUGCAUUCAUUCCGGUCAAUGGAACAGAAAUUGAAUAUGAGUUUGAAGAAAUUACUUUGGAGAGGGGGAAUUCUGGCCUGGGAUUCAGUAUUGCUGGAGGGACAGAUAAUCCCCAUAUUGGAGAUGACCCUGGCAUAUUUAUUACGAAGAUUAUACCAGGAGGUGCUGCAGCAGAGGAUGGCAGACUCAGGGUCAACGACUGUAUCUUACGGGUGAACGAGGUCGAUGUGUCUGAGGUUUCCCACAGUAAGGCCGUGGAAGCCCUCAAAGAGGCAGGCUCUAUCGUCCGGUUGUACGUGCGCAGAAGACGACCCAUUUUGGAGACCGUUGUGGAAAUCAAACUGUUCAAAGGGCCUAAAGGUUUAGGCUUCAGUAUUGCAGGAGGUGUGGGGAACCAACACAUUCCUGGAGACAACAGCAUUUAUGUAACUAAAAUUAUAGAUGGAGGAGCUGCACAAAAGGAUGGAAGGUUGCAAGUAGGAGACAGACUACUAAUGGUAAACAACUACAGUUUAGAAGAAGUAACACAUGAAGAGGCGGUAGCAAUAUUGAAGAACACGUCAGAUGUAGUUUAUCUAAAAGUUGGCAAACCCACCACCAUUUAUAUGACUGAUCCUUAUGGUCCACCUGAUAUUACUCACUCUUAUUCUCCACCGAUGGAAAACCAUCUACUUUCUGGCAACAAUGGCACUUUAGAAUAUAAAACCUCCCUGCCGCCCAUCUCUCCAGGAAGGUACUCACCAAUUCCAAAGCACAUGCUUGUUGAAGAUGAUUACACCAGUCACUCCCAACACAGCACUGCAACCCGCCAGCCUUCAGUGACUCUCCAACGGGCUAUCUCACUGGAAGGGGAGCCUCGCAAGGUGGUCCUGCAUAAAGGGUCUACUGGCCUGGGCUUCAACAUCGUGGGUGGAGAAGACGGAGAAGGUAUUUUUGUAUCCUUCAUUCUGGCUGGUGGACCAGCGGACCUGAGUGGGGAGCUCCAGAGAGGAGACCAGAUCCUAUCUGUGAAUGGCAUUGACCUCCGUGGAGCAUCCCAUGAACAGGCUGCUGCAGCACUAAAGGGGGCUGGACAGACGGUGACAAUUAUAGCACAAUACCAACCUGAAGAUUACGCUCGAUUUGAGGCCAAAAUCCAUGACCUACGAGAGCAGAUGAUGAACCACAGCAUGAGCUCCGGGUCCGGGUCCCUGCGAACCAAUCAGAAACGCUCCCUCUAUGUCAGAGCCAUGUUUGACUAUGACAAGAGCAAGGACAGUGGGCUGCCGAGUCAAGGACUUAGUUUUAAAUAUGGAGAUAUUCUCCAUGUUAUCAAUGCCUCUGAUGACGAGUGGUGGCAAGCCAGGAGAGUCACCCUGGAGGGAGACAGUGAGGAGAUGGGGGUCAUCCCCAGCAAACGGAGGGUGGAAAGAAAGGAACGUGCCCGAUUGAAGACAGUGAAGUUUAAUGCAAAACCUGGAGUGAUUGAUUCAAAAGGGGACAUCCCCGGAUUAGGUGACGACGGUUAUGGAACAAAGACUCUGAGAGGUCAAGAAGACUUCAUUCUUUCUUAUGAGCCUGUCACAAGGCAGGAAAUAAACUAUACUAGGCCAGUGAUUAUCCUGGGCCCCAUGAAGGAUCGGAUCAAUGAUGACUUGAUAUCUGAAUUUCCUGACAAAUUUGGCUCCUGCGUGCCUCAUACUACGAGGCCAAAGCGUGACUAUGAGGUGGAUGGCAGAGACUAUCACUUUGUCAUUUCCAGAGAACAAAUGGAAAAAGACAUCCAAGAGCACAAGUUUAUAGAAGCUGGCCAGUACAAUGACAAUUUAUAUGGAACCAGUGUGCAGUCCGUGAGAUUUGUAGCAGAAAGGGGCAAACACUGUAUACUUGACGUAUCAGGAAAUGCUAUCAAGCGGUUACAAGUUGCCCAGCUCUAUCCCAUUGCCAUCUUCAUUAAGCCCAAGUCUCUGGAACCUCUGAUGGAGAUGAACAAGCGUCUAACGGAGGAACAGGCCAAGAAAACCUAUGAUCGUGCAAUUAAGCUAGAACAAGAAUUUGGAGAAUAUUUUACAGCUAUUGUCCAAGGAGACACCUUAGAAGAUAUAUAUAACCAAUGCAAGCUUGUUAUUGAAGAGCAGUCUGGGCCUUUCAUCUGGAUCCCCUCAAAGGAAAAGUUAUAAAUUAGCUACUGCACCUCUGACAACGACAGAAGAGCAUUUAGAAGAACAAAAUAUAUAUAAUAUACUACUUGGAGGCUUUUAUGUUUUUGUUGCAUUUAUGUUUUUGCAGUCAAUGUGAAUUCUUAUGAAUGUACAACACAAACUGUGUGAAGCCAUGAAGGAAACGAAGGGGCCAAAGGGUGGGACAGAAAAGACACUGCAGUACGCAGGAAGGCUUUGGUUUGCUCGAGGGGCCAGGUGUAGGGAUGAACCCCUGACAGGCUUUGUGCCCAAGAGAUGGGCAGCCUCCUCACCCCAGCAGAUGUCCAGAGCUGAUUUAGCUGCUGAGCUCUCUGUGUUUUUUGCUUUAAAGAAAAGUUGCCAGCACUUGAACUUCACCAACCUUCCCAUUACUCACAUCUGUAAUUGGUCCACUUCGAAUUUUAUAACUAUGCACAUCCUUUGAUUUCUUAACAAGCAAAAGAAAAAAAGGAGGAAAAAAGAAAGGAGUCCCUUUGGAGACAGCAUAAUAUCAGGGAAGGAUAAGCGUGUAGUUUCUUUGACUGGCAAAGACGAGCAUUUCAUAAAAUUCGCAAGUAUAUGGAGGACUGACCUUACUGAGAGGAGGGGAUUCCACCUGGUGUUAGCUUUAUGAUUGUUUAUUGUCUAUUUUGCCAUUUAUAAACUGAAAGAAGGCACUAAAGAUGAUAAUAAUUUAUACAAUAAAACUAUAUUAAAUGUAUAGAAACAAAUUUCUAUAGGU
Molecule: messenger RNA, 3017 nt
Organism: Pteropus alecto (black flying fox)
Lineage: Eukaryota; Metazoa; Chordata; Mammalia; Chiroptera; Pteropodidae
Gene: DLG2
Product: discs large MAGUK scaffold protein 2
Exons: 20
Coding region: 26-2275 (749 amino acids)
Biological process (GO): chemical synaptic transmission
Cellular component (GO): neuron projection; postsynaptic density membrane; neuromuscular junction
Molecular function (GO): kinase binding
Source: RefSeq, a predicted model, not a curated record